Messenger RNA from Egretta garzetta (little egret), 3187 nucleotides. RefSeq names its product EDAR associated death domain (gene EDARADD). The record is from RefSeq and is a predicted model, not a curated record. Gene Ontology annotation, molecular function: protein binding. NCBI's taxonomy places the organism in Eukaryota, Metazoa, Chordata, Aves, Pelecaniformes, Ardeidae. Gene Ontology annotation, biological process: signal transduction. The coding region runs from base 1 to 591 and encodes 196 amino acids. The transcript has 5 exons.
AUGAGCUUCUAUAAAAGCCACACCUACUUUUACAUAAGGGCUGAAAAAUAUCCUGUUCAAGACACAGGAGUACCUAAAGAUGAGGAAUACCUAACAGAUCAAGUUACAUUGGAAAUUGCAUCUGUGAACAUCAAGACACUUACGUCGGAUUCUGGCCUAAUCCAACAGCCAGAAGACAAAGACACACAAAAUCAUAGUGAUGAAUCACUUUCAGAUCUCAAGAAAACCUGCAAGGAGAAUGAUACCUGCUCCUUGUGCUUAUUCCGUGCACCAACCAUCAGUGACAUGCUCGAUGAUGAGGACUUGUUGUACACAGUGAGGCUAAAGCUAGAUCCCUGCCACCCAACAGUGAAAAACUGGAGAAAUUUAGCAAGCAAGUGGGGGAUGACUUAUGAUGAAUUGUGUUUCCUUGAACAGAAGCCCCAGAGUCCCACCUUGGAGUUCUUGCUACGGAAUAGCGACAGGACUGUGGAGCAGCUGAUUGAUCUCUGUAAAUUUUAUAAGAGAAUUGACGUUGUGAAAGUGCUGCUGAAAUGGGUGGAGGAGGAAUGGCCCAAAAGAGGGAACAGAACAUACCAGAAUGACUUCUAGGUCAGGAAAGUUGUUAGUCUGUAUGUGUUAAAUGCUGGGACUAGCUGCCACUAGUAUAUGGGAAGCUUCCCUUGCAAGAAAGAGUGGGCCUGUACUGGUGGUUUGUAUCCUGCGUAAGCUUUACAUACUGUAUACAAAUACAUAUGUUCUGUGCCCUCAGGGUUGCAAAGAUAACCUUCCAAAAAUGGAUGGAAUAAUGCAGGUUGUGCUCUUGAGCCUACAAAUGCCUUCAGUUUCUUUGCUGCUGUUCGUAGGCUUCCUAAGCAGAAGAGGAAUGAAAAAGCCAGACCACUGGUUUUACUGCGGCAGUUGUGAACCAUGCCAUUGUGUGCUGUUGCUAUUGGGAAAGCCACAAUUAGAAGGCAAGUCUCUUGGCCUUUCUGGCAGCCCUUCUGCAAUUUUGUAUGUUCUACCUAAUAGAAGAUGAGGGGGUUUGGGUGGUUUUUUUUUCCUUCCUUUUUUUUUUUUUAAAUUUUUUUUUUCAUCUUUAUGACACUGUUUGGCACAGGAACACCUCAGUGUUCCAAGCAGCGGUUUGGAUUUGGAUGUUACAAUUAAUUCAGUAUUUCAACAUCACAUUCAGAAAAAAUUAAGCCUUAAAUCUCUUUUAUAAACAAAAAUAGAUUUUAAACAAAAUAAUUUGCAUAUUUCUACAUCAUAGGGCAUAUAUUUGCUAUAGAAGAAAUCGUGCAAUUCAGAGAGACUUUCCAGCCCAUAACCGCUAGGGCCAAAAAAACCAAUUAAAAUGCUUUACACUUAAAAUUACUUUCCAAAGUUUUGAAGAUAGUAUACACUCUGAGUGCACUUAUUUGUUUAUCUCAAAUGCCUCUUGCUUUGCAGUGUGAGGUGAUGGCUAAUGCCUCACCCACAGUAUAUCCUUAGUAUUGAGUAUAACUUCCCUUUUCACAGGCUGUGGUUUUCUUUAGUCCUGUGGGUUGGCCUAUGUUCUGUCACACACAAAGUAGUUGCACACUUGUGUGAAGCUAGCACAAUUUUAUGUACUGAUUAAAGCCACUCAAAUGGGAAAUUAACAGGUGAAUUCAUCUGCAGUCCAGGUGGAUCAUUAUUAAAGCACUUAAAGUGGUUUAGAUGAUGCUUCUCAAAGAACUUUGAUACACUGAAUGACACUGUUUACAUUUUAAAUAUUUUAGAAAUUGGUCUUUUUCCUACCAUUCUUGUAUAUUCUAAUGUUUUAAAAAAAACUCCUGAAAAAUCAGUAAUGCAAUACAAUGUAUAAAGUACUUACAGCUAGAAUGCCACACACAAAAAUGUCGUGACUUAAAAAUGCUUGUAGUCGUUACACUUCCUAAAAGCAUCUCAGACAAUACUAAUAUGUACAUAGGUGUAUAUACCAAAGCACUGGUGAACAGAAUGUCAAGAUGUGGGGCAAAACUAGAAUGGGGUACAGGUUGAUGCACUGUUUACUUUUCUUGAGUAGAAAUGACUAAGAAUUAGUAGCAAAGCUGAGGGAAGUCUAAUGCUGUGUACUGAGUUUCUUACUGUAAGAGAAUAAAAAGGGACCUAUAGUAAUACUAUAUUAUAGAUACUGAGUGAUAUGGUUACAGAGGGGCUAGAACUAAGACUAACAUUUUCAAUGUCAGGCACUAGUUCUGGGGUGACAUAAAUUAGCUUUAUUUUAGUGACUUCAAGAAGCUGAAGAUCUAGUUUCAAGGUGAAAAGACUGACCUAAAUAACUUUUAUUUAACCAUUCCUCAAAAAAGCUGCUACUCGUUAGAACUGUAAGUUUUCUAGCCUACUUUAAAGAGGAAAUCAUACUGCUGUAUCUUGUUGGGGCUGCAGUUCAAAUGUUUCGUGUUCCUCUUCUAGGAACAGGGGUUUCCCAAUAGAUGUCUGUCAACUCUAACUUUUGCAAAUAAUCUCCUGUCUUUAGUUAGGAGCUCUAGAAUCAGCUUUGUGGGCUAUUGCUGUGGCUGGGAUGUGUGCUAUUUUUAAUUCCUACAGAGGCAUCUACUGCGUACAUGCAAAUAGCUCAUAACGCAGCUUGUCCAACAUAAUCCCUAUACCUUGGUCCUACUAUAUGCAUGAUUUAGGAUCCUAUGUCUGUAUGUUAAGUUGUUCUGAGUAAUGAGUGCUGGCAUGUAUGCCAACAGUUUUUCUCUCCCAUAACAUACCACAGCUCUGUGUGUGGUAUUAUAGUAUGCUCUGCUUUGGUAGAUCCAGUUCAGCGAGGAACUGGAGCCCUCACCAAAGACUCAUAGUGGGAACACAAAAUGAUGCAGCAGCAUUUGAGUCAAGAUGUUCAACUGAAAUCUACCCCUUCUCCCUGUUUUCUGGCUAAAACUUGUAAAAUUUUGAAGAAACACUGUUGUCUUGUGGAAAUGAAUUCUGAUCCCUUGAAGCUCUUGAAAAGUCCAUGUCAGCUGCAAGGAUUCGUGUCUGAUGGAAAUAAAGCUGCUUCUGAGAGUUCAUAUGUGGAUUCUGUAUAAAUUCAACACUGAAGUUUGAAAAUGUUAGCCUUAAUCUUCAUCACACACUGGAUUACUCAUUAGUAUACUUGAAAUAUUUUUUUCCUCUUUCUAUGGCAUGAAUUGAGAUGUACACACUUUUUUUUCGUUUUAUAUCUGUUUACAAGAUA